Molecule: messenger RNA, 3665 nt
Organism: Hyla sarda
Lineage: Eukaryota; Metazoa; Chordata; Amphibia; Anura; Hylidae
Product: cytochrome P450 2C23-like
Exons: 9
Coding region: 105-1595 (496 amino acids)
Biological process (GO): xenobiotic metabolic process
Cellular component (GO): intracellular membrane-bounded organelle; cytoplasm
Molecular function (GO): heme binding; oxidoreductase activity, acting on paired donors, with incorporation or reduction of molecular oxygen, reduced flavin or flavoprotein as one donor, and incorporation of one atom of oxygen; iron ion binding
Source: RefSeq, a predicted model, not a curated record
CCUUCCUGUUCUCAAUGUUUACAUGUUGGAAUAUUGCCCAGGGCAGUCAUAGCUAAAUAUAGUCAGAGUCUAUAGUACAGACAGAGCUGGGAUCACUGGGGUACAUGAUGGCUCUAAACAUUGCAGGAACACUUCUCCUGGCCACUGGGGUCACUCUACUAAUAUAUCUCAUAAAAUGGUGGAGAAGGAUCAGACACAAUAACCUACCCCCAGGACCUACACCUCUACCCCUCCUGGGGAACAUUCUUCAGCUCAGCAGCAAAGAUCUACCACAGUCUUUAGUAAAGCUUAGUGAGAAGUAUGGACCGGUCUAUACCCUCUACAUAUCAAACCUUCGCACAAUAAUACUUGUUGGGUACGAUGCUGUGAAAGAAGCUCUGGUGGAUCAUGGUGACGUGUUUAGUGAUAGAGCAGAAACAGGAUUAGGAGAGUUUUUUAAUAAAGACUUUGGGAUCUUUGCAAGCAGUGGAGAAAGAUGGAAAAUCCUUCGUCGGUUUUCUCUGACAACUUUGAGAAAUUUUGGAUUUGGAAAGAGGAGCAUUGAAGAAAGAAUCCAAGAAGAAGCUCAAUGUCUCAAUGAGAAACUGAUGAAGGACAAAGAUUCUCCAAUUGACCCAGCAUAUAUAUUAGGACGCGCUGUUUCCAAUGUCAUCUGCUCUAUUGUGUUUGGCGAAAGAUUUGACUAUGAAAACCAGAAACUCUUGGCACUCUUGUCAUAUCUUGAAGAUAUCAUACGGAUGGCCAGCUCCUCCAUAGGGCUGCUCUUUAUCAUGUUCCCAUACAUAAUGCCCUACAUUCCAGGGCCUCAUCAUAAUUUCUUCAAAGUGACUGGCAACUUGAAACAAUUUAUUAAGGAGAUGAUAAACACCCACCAAGAGACCCUGGAUGAGAACUGCCCUCGUGACUUCAUAGAUUGCUUCCUUAUAAAGAUGGAGGAGGAAAAAAACAAUCCGGACACAGAAUUUACAGAGGCAAACCUAGAGGCGACAAUAUUAGACUUAUUCUUUGCUGGAACAGACACUACAAGUUUGACACUGAGAUAUGGGUUUCUUCUACUCAUGAAAUAUCCAGAAAUACAAGAUAAGAUCCACAAUGAGAUUGACAAUGUAAUAGGUAAAAAUCGCUGUCCAGCCAUAGAAGACAAGAGUAACAUGCCCUAUACAGAAGCCGUUAUCAAUGAGAUCCAGAGAUUUGCCGAUAUUGUCCCCACAAGUGUUCCCCAUGCUGCCAGCAAAGACACGACCUUCAGAGGAUAUCACAUUCCAAAGGGAUGCAUGGUGAUGACAGUCCUGUCCUCUGUCCUGAAAGACCCCAAGCACUUCAAGAACCCAAAAGAGUUUGAUCCUGGACACUUCCUUAAUGAAAAAGGUUGCCUCCGGAAAAUUGAUGCCUUUAUACCAUUCUCUACAGGCAAACGUGUGUGUAUGGGAGAAGGCCUGGCUCGCACAGAGCUCUUCCUCUUUCUAACCACUAUACUUCAAAAGUUUACAUUGGAGCCCACCAUAGACAGAAAGAAUCUGAACAUAAGACCAGACCCCAAAACCAAUGGUACAAGACCUCAUCCAUAUCAGAUGAAUGUUGUUCCUCGUUUCUGAGUUGAGGACUGGCUGCUAACAUAAAGGAAACCUAGAAUUUCUAGAAUUUCAAUUAUUCUAGAAAUUAUUCUAGUCAAUUAUUCAGAUUUUUGAAAAAUUGCAAUUGAAAAAGGACAAACAUUUUUUUUUAAAAAAAUCUAUUUUUUCAACUUUUUUUUAGUGUAGGUAUAUACCUGCUGUACACAGGAUCUGUAUACCAUAUAAGUGAUGACAUACAGGACCAUAUAGGUAGAUACCAGCUGUACACAGGAUCUGAAUGCCAUAUAAGUGAUUAUAUACAGGAUCAUAUAGAGGUAGAUACCAGCUGUACAUAGGAUCUGUAUACAAUACCAUAUAAGUGAUUACAGUUACAUCUUUGGACUUACAUGUGACAUCUUUUCUAAUCAGCGUUGUCUUCUUUCUUUUUCUUCCUUCUCUGGCUCAGACCAACAUGUUGACGUCUUUCAGCCAAAAUGUCAUCUCUUUAGCAUCCGCAUGACAAACAUCUUAAACCCAAUAUUUUCAGUGCCCCACCCUACUCUACACAAUCUCCCUAUCUAUAAGCCACCCCCUUGGUGUUCUGCACAGUAAAAGUGGGUUGAAUCGUAGGUCCCCUAUAAAGUAGGUAUAUCCCCCACAGUAGACAAGUAGGUAUGUCCCACAGCAGUUUGUUCCCCUAUUAGGUAGUUUUCCCAUAGGCAGGUAGGUAAAUACCGUAUUCCGUAGGUAGAUUGACCCCCCCCCCCCAGUAGGUAAAUUUGUUGGUUCAUGGAUAGAUAGCCAGGUAGGUAGCUAGCUUUGUAGGUAAGUAGGUAUGUAGUUAGCUAGGUAGGUAACCAAAUAGCUAGGUAGAUAAGUAGUUAGGUAGCUAUGUAGGUAAUUAGUUAGGUACAUAGGUAGGCUUGGUACGUAAGUAGGUAAAUGUGGGUAGGUAACCAGGUGGGUAAGUGGCUAUGCAGCCAGGUGGUCAGGUUGGCAACUAUGCGGCCAGGUGGGCGACUAUGCAACCAGACGGUUAGGUGGGUGGCUAUACGGCCAGUUGGGCGGCUAUGUAGCCAGGUGAUAAGGUGGGCAGCUAUGCCACAAGGUGUGGAGAGUGUGGCGGAAAAAAGGACCUUUUGCGGGCGCUGUUCUUGUUUCCAGUAAAUUCGGGCAAAUGCUGAAAUAUACUUCAAGUGCUGCAAAGCACUAUGCUUAUUAAAUAAAAGAUAAUAAAACCAAUGACGCGUUUUGGAGGAACAAACCUCCCUCCUCAGAUUGGCAUACACAAACAUCUCAAAGUGGCUCUUUAUAUACAGUGUAAAAUGGAUGCCAGGUAUAGUGGGCGGAGUUACAAACAGGUUACAUAACUGACAUGACAAUCCUUAUAAAAUAGUAGAAACAAUAAAAAGAGACAUUCAUUAAUACAGCUGGUUAAACUGGACAUUGUGAUACAAUGUGAUACAAUGUGGUUAUGAAAUUGAAUGCAGUUAAAAAAUUCCCAUAUACGUGACUAUAGGUCACAGCAAGCCCCGUUCACAUGCACUGGUAGUAGUGCAUGAGAACGAGGCCGGCCGCGUUUGUCUAGUAAAUUAACAACAGUCAGGGAUAAUAUGGCGGCAUAUCGGUGUUCUGUCAAUAGAGAACAAGUUUCUGAUCACGCAACGUCUCCCAGCUAAUCACAGAAGAGGAACGCUCGUAAUGUGGAGAGAUUCCGGUGGAGUCACGUGACCCAUAGCAGCCACUGAUGACGUUCCUAUGAGGAAAUUGUGAAUGGAGACAAACGUAAGUAUAUUUAUGUGACAUUCCGGCACUGCUAUACCACCAACAAAUAAAUAAAACGCAUAAUGCUCAGUUGUCAGCAUAUUUUAGGCACAGAUUUAUAGAAGAUGGCACUAUAUUCCAGGGUUUGGAGUAAUACAUAUAAAGCGGCAAUAAAUAAUAGCAGUAUCAGUGUAUAUUAGCAGCAGCAUAUGGUAGCAACAUGGCAUAUGAGCAGCAUCGCAUUCAUAAAAAAGGGGGUAUAAAUAAUUAAAUAUGAGCAGUAUAGCAUACAUAAACCAGGUAUAUAAAUAAUUACUUAUGGGUAUAAGGCAACAUAGCAUAAAUAGA